GAUCUGACAGAAACAGAUGACCCACUUAAUAGAUCAUGUCCAAAUUUAGUGAUGACAAAAUUUCAGGAUAUGGGAUAAAAGUGUUCUGAAGCGCUCAGAAGAUGGUGAUGUCUAAAUUCUUCGUGAGGAAUGAUUUCUCUCUUCGCAGCGUUUGCAAGAGAAUGGUUUUAUUCUGGAGGCGCUCACCCUCACAGUACGUAGAUAGCCAUUUUCUUAAUAGUAUGUGGUAUUGCCCCUGCAAAACCGGCAUUAUUGAUAUACAGGGUGACCAACUAAGAAUGCGAGGGAUUAUGCAACAGCAUUGGAAGCACGUCCACAGGAGGAGCGUAACGUUGGAAAAGGGCUGACGGACAGAGAAGAAGUCUUUUUACCGAUGAGAAAGGCGAUUCGGAUGGAAGGCAAAGUGGCCCUAAUUAUGGGAGGGACAAACGAAAUUGGCGUGCUUUGUGUGAGGGAGAUGCUCACGGCUGGAGUUGGGGAGGCGUCGCUAAACGAUUCGUACGUUCAAAGUUUUUCUUGCUAAGUGAGGGACUUGCGACGUUUAGUAGGUACAUUUAACUUUUCUGACAUCCAAAUAAGUCUGUAAUGAUUGCAGAUGAAGACGAAGAAUCCGGCAAGAAUCUGGUUGUUAAAUUGAGCGCCGAGUAUGGACCUGAAAAAACUGCAUUCAUACGAACUAACUUUGCAUGCGACAAUCUCUUGAAUAAUGCAUUCGAAAAAACUUUGGAGCAUUUCCAAAAAAUUGACGUAUUAGUGAAUAUUGCAAAUUCAGUGGGACAUCGCAACUGGGAAACUGAAAUUGACAAAAACGUGAAAGGUAUAGUCAAGAGUACAUUGUUAGGCUACAAAUACAUGGACGCGUCGAACGGCGGAGACGGCGGCUCUGUUCUGAACAUGGUUUGUGAUAGAGAGCGCACACUAGCGACACCUUAUUUCGAGGGAUGUAGACACUAUCUUGUCGCCUUCGGAAAAACUAUGUCCCAACAAAAUCAUAUAAACACAGGUGUCAAGAUCGUCACAUUGUUCGUUAAUGUGGACGAUGUGUAUAAUCAGAACGACGGUUGCUUGGAAAAAGGUAGGAAAAAUGAAUGCGACAUUCCAAAUCUAAUACGCUUGGCAAGAACUGGAUCCAUUUGGACAACAUAGAAUAUCUAUCAAUUUGAAGUGACUCCUAUUCAUGUUUUUAAACAACUGUGUCGGAACAUACAGAUGAACUGUCAAUCUAACCUUAUUUUUCCGUAUAAAUCCUAUUUACAUUUAGACAUAUUUAUUUGUACUCGUAGCACGUAUAAAUAAACGUCAAAGAAAUUGCA
Messenger RNA from Acanthoscelides obtectus, 1313 nucleotides. Lineage: Eukaryota; Metazoa; Arthropoda; Insecta; Coleoptera; Chrysomelidae. The record is from the annotation of a GenBank genome assembly.